This is a messenger RNA of Melitaea cinxia (Glanville fritillary), 3584 nucleotides long. It is a transcript of the gene dre4, whose product is annotated as FACT complex subunit spt16. Bases 162 to 3584 code for a protein of 1140 amino acids. Gene Ontology annotation, molecular function: nucleosome binding. The transcript has 16 exons. Gene Ontology annotation, cellular component: FACT complex. The record is from RefSeq and is a predicted model, not a curated record. Lineage: Eukaryota; Metazoa; Arthropoda; Insecta; Lepidoptera; Nymphalidae. Gene Ontology annotation, biological process: positive regulation of transcription elongation by RNA polymerase II; transcription elongation by RNA polymerase II.
UAUAUAAAAAAAGCAGCAUUAAAGCGUAAACGCCCGCCAUUCUUGUUUGCUGUCAAAAUUCGUAAUAUUCUAAAUGUCGAGAAAACGUUCGUAUUUAUUUCAUUUUUGAGGCGUCGUUACGAAGAUUCUUUCUGUAGUUAGGGUACAAAACAAUAUUCACUAUGUCUAAUAUAUCCCUUGAUAAGGAAACGUUCUACAGACGUAUGAAAAGGCUGUACGCGGCGUGGAAGGCCGCUGCUGCUGAUUCAAAGAGCGAAGAUGUGCUUGCAAAAGUUGAUUGUUUGGUUUCUUGCGUUGGAGUUGACGAAGAUACACUUUACAGUAAAUCCACAGCCUUACAGACAUGGCUAUUUGGGUAUGAGCUACCAGAUACCAUAACAGUUCUCACUGAACAGAGCAUGUGUUUUCUGGCAAGCAAAAAGAAAAUAGAGUUUUUGAGACAAAUUGAAAAUGGUAAAGAAGAAUCAGAUCUACCUCCUGUUAAACUUCUAAUACGAGACAGAAAUGACCAUGACAAAGAAAAUUUUAAUAAACUCAUACAAGAGAUUAAAAAGUCCAAAUCGGGAAAAACACUUGGAGUUUUUGCAAAAGACAAUUAUCCUGGUGAAUUUUGCGAGAGUUGGAAAAAUGCUAUGAAAGCAGAAAAGUUUGAAAAUGUGGAUGUAAGCUCCUCAAUAGCACUACUAAUGGCACCCAAAGAGGAUUCAGAAGUUAUAACAAUAAAAAAGGCAUGUUUAGUCACAGUAGAUGUAUUCACAAAGUAUUUGAAGGAUCAAAUUAUGGAAAUCAUUGACUCAGAUAAGAAAGUGAAACAUUCAAAACUCGCCGAAGGUGUCGAGGCUGCAAUAUCGGAUAAGAAAUAUGUGACUGGAGUCGACACAAGUCAAGUAGAUAUGUGCUAUCCGCCUAUCAUUCAGUCAGGAGGCAAUUACAGUCUGAAAUUUAGCGCUGUAUCAGAUAAAAAUCACCUUCAUUUUGGUGCCAUUGUUUGUUCAUUGGGUGCAAGAUACAAGUCAUAUUGUUCUAAUAUUGUGCGUACACUACUAGUAAAUCCGACGGACCAAGUGCAGAGUAAUUACAAUUUUCUAUUAAAUAUCGAAGAGGAAGUUAUGAAACACCUCGUGGCUGGUGCCAAGCUGUCGUCGGUUUAUGAAGCUGGUUUGGCAUUAGCUAAGAAAGAGAAACCAGAACUUGUCGAUAAUCUCACUAAAACAUUUGGUUUUGCUAUGGGAAUAGAAUUUCGCGAAAGUUCAAUUGUGAUUGGGCCCAAAACAUCAAUAGUAGCAAAGAAAGGCAUGGUUUUCAAUAUAAAUAUUGGUUUAGCCAACUUAAGUAACAGUGCCGCAACUGAAAAAGAAGGCAAGACAUAUGCUCUAUUCAUUGGCGACACAGUAUUAGUGAAUGAGGAACAGCCGGCGUCCCUCCUCACCCAGUCUAAGAAGAAAAUCAAGAACAUUGGUAUAUUCCUAAAAGAUGACGAUGAAGAAGAGGAAGAAGAGAAAGAGAACAAAACAGAAAUACUUGGACGAGGCAAAAGAACUGCAGUUAUCGAGUCCAAGCUUCGAACGGAACACUCGUCUGAGGAGAAACGCAAGGAACAUCAAAGGGAAUUGGCGAUAGCCCUCAACGAAAAAGCCAAAGAGAGAUUAGCGAAGCAAUCGAGCGGUAAAGAUAGUGAGAAGAUAAGAAAGAGCACAGUUUCGUACAAAAGCGUCAGUCAGAUGCCGAGAGAAAACGAAGUCAAAGAAUUGAAGUUGUAUGUUGAUCGCAAAUACGAAACAGUAAUUCUGCCGAUAUUCGGCGUCCCAGUACCAUUCCAUAUUUCUACAAUUAAGAAUAUAUCACAGUCAGUUGAGGGUGACUACACAUACCUUAGGAUAAACUUUUUCCACCCCGGAGCCACUAUGGGCAGGAACGAAGGCGGGAACUACGCACAACCAGAUGCUACCUUCGUCAAAGAAGUCACUUAUCGAAGUACAAACACAAAGGAACCAGGUGAAAUAUCGCCGCCAUCGUCAAAUCUUAACACUGGAUUUAGACUUAUAAAGGAAGUGCAAAAGAAGUUCAAAACUCGAGAGGCAGAAGAGAGAGAAAAGGAAGAUUUAGUUAAACAGGACACUCUAGUGCUCUCUCAGAGCAAAGGAAACCCAAAACUAAAAGAUCUGUACAUAAGACCCAAUAUAGUCACAAAGAGAAUGAGUGGCUCUCUAGAAGCCCACUCAAAUGGUUUCAGAUUUACAUCAGUCAGAGGAGAUAAAGUGGACAUUUUAUACAAUAACAUUAAGAAUGCAUUCUUCCAACCAUGUGAUGGAGAAAUGAUCAUAUUAUUACAUUUCCAUUUGAAACAUGCCAUUAUGUUUGGCAAGAAGAAGCACGUAGACGUCCAGUUCUACACGGAGGUGGGCGAGAUCACGACGGACCUCGGCAAGCACCAGCACAUGCACGACCGCGACGACCUGGCGGCCGAGCAGAGCGAGCGCGAGCUGCGCCACAAGCUCAAGGUGGCCUUCAAGAGCUUCUGCGAGCGCGUCGAGAACAUGACCAAGCAGGAGGUGGAGUUCGACACGCCGUUCAGGGAGCUGGGUUUCCCAGGCGCGCCGUUCCGCAGCACAGUGCUAUUACAGCCUACAUCGGGCGCGCUGGUGAACCUCACGGAGUGGCCGCCAUUCGUCAUCGCGCUGGAGGACGUCGAGCUGGUUCAUUUCGAGCGUGUUCAGUUCCACCUGAAGAACUUCGACAUGGUCUUCGUCUUCAAGGACUAUGCGAAGAAGGUGGCCAUGGUCAAUGCUGUCCCGAUGAACAUGCUCGACCACGUCAAAGAAUGGCUCAAUUCAUGCGACAUCCGCUAUUCAGAAGGUAUUCAAUCUCUAAACUGGACGAAAGUCAUGAAGACGAUAACAGACGACAUAGAAGGUUUCUUCGACAAUGGAGGCUGGUCCUUCUUAGAUCCAGAAUCUGAUGCGGAAAAUGAGCAGCAGGAGGAAGAUUCGGAAGAAGAGGAUGACGCGUAUGAACCGACCGACGCGGAAACAGAGGAAGAAUCCGAAGACGACUCUGAAUACGAUUCUGAAGCAUCUGAUGCCUCAGACGGCUCUGGCGACAGUGAAGGAGAAGAAGAUGAAGAAUCCGGUAAAGAUUGGUCAGACUUGGAGCGUGAAGCAGCCGAGGAAGAUAAAAAGGAACGUAAUUACGGAGAAACAGACUUUGACAGAAAACGCAAGGGCGGUCGAGACCGGCGACCGUACGAAGAGGAGGGUAAAAAGAGCAAACACGACAAGAGCUCGAGCCACAAGAGUUCUAGUUCGAACCACAAAAGUUCAAGUUCGAACCAUAAAAGUUCAAGUUCGAAUCACAAGAGUUCUAGCCAUAAAAGUCCCUCCAAACACAGUAGUAGCAGCCCUUCAAAGAACCGCGACAAGCAUAAGUCGUCCCACCAUGAUCGUGACAAGUCUCACCACGGGCGCGACCGCGACAAGUCGCAUAAGUCUAACGGCGACCACAAGAAGCACAGCGACCAUAAGUCGCAGAAGCGCUCGCGAGACGAAAGCCGUGACCGCGAUCGCACACCUAAGAAAGCGAAGUGA